Molecule: messenger RNA, 2391 nt
Organism: Bathycoccus prasinos
Lineage: Eukaryota; Viridiplantae; Chlorophyta; Mamiellophyceae; Mamiellales; Bathycoccaceae
Exons: 1
Coding region: 1-2391 (796 amino acids)
Biological process (GO): regulation of gene expression
Cellular component (GO): cytoplasm; nucleus
Molecular function (GO): mRNA binding
Source: RefSeq, a predicted model, not a curated record
AUGGAAGAAGAAGGAGGAGGAGCAGGAGGAGAAGAACAAGAUCCGUUUAAUCCGAACAACGAGCAGUACAACGCCGCCACGAUUCAGACGACGAUUCAGACGGGAGGAGGGCAACGCGAGAAUUAUUCGGACGAGGACGAUCGCGCGCCAAGACGUGGUGGAGGAGGAUCAGGAGGUGGGAAUAAUCAGCCUCGGGAACAACAACAACAACAACAACAACAACGCUCGAUGAUGGACCAACAAGUACCGCAACCGGAUCAGCAACAUCCACCGAGAUCAAAUAAUAAUAAUAAUAAUAACAAUAACAAUAACAGGUAUAAUCAGCCGCCCAACAGAGGAGGAGGAGAUUAUCAAAGGCCGCAGCACGUGGCGCAGCAGUUCGCGAAUAAUACCGGCUACGGCGGCCGAGGCGGCGGACGGGGCGGCGGAUACCAAGACAGAGGGAGAGGAGGAAGAGGUGAUACGAGAUACGACUCGAGGUACGACGAUAGAUAUCCGCCCGCGCAACAACACGGGCGAGGAGGGUACGGCGGCGGAGAGAGAUACGAUCAAAAUUCGGCGCCGUAUAGAGGAGGAUACGACAGAGGAGGAGGAGGAGGAAGAGGGUACGACCGACAGCAACAACAGACCCCGUACGACGCGAGGUACGAUGAAAGGUACGAUUCCAGGUACCCGCCGUUAGAUGCAGGCAGAGGAGGAGGAAGAGGUGCUGGAUAUGAUCGAGGAAGAGGCGGAGGCGGAUACCGCGACCGAGAACCAGCUCCAUUGAACGCCACUGCGGCGCCGUAUCGUUACGACGAGCGCUACGCGGACCCUGCUUUAGAGCCCGUGCAACCGCCGUUACCAGCCGGCGGUAAUCCACCGGCUCAAAGAGGGUACGAAGAUAGACGGGCGCCACCGCCAGUGAAACCGCGAGACGAUGAUUACGACGUCUACGUUAUGAACACCGAAGGCAACAACGGUUUAGUCGUCGGCCCAAGAGGCGCCAACGUGAAGAAGUUGGAGCAGAUGUCCGGUUGUAAAAUUAACUGCAAUCAAGAUAAGACGACGGUGGAAAUUUCUGGCCCGCCCCGUGGAAUUCAAAUGGCCAUCGAAGCUAUUAAUGAUUUAAUCGAUUCAAGGCUUAUGGACGCCACCGCGCAAGUUGGAGGAGGAGGAGGAAGAGGACCGCCGCCACACCAACGCGAUAGCAGAGAUUUGAGACACACGAUUGGCGGCGGCGGCGGCGGCGGAAGCGGUAUGAAACGAGGUCGAUACGAGGACGAUUAUCCACCAUUGGACGAUCAUGGAGUUGGUGGACCAAACUCCGCCGGAAAACGUCAACGAGGGAACGACGGCGGUAUCGUACAUCUCACUUUAAUAGACAAACUCAGAGAGGAGGCGGCGAGAAGAAACAUUCAACCGUACGAGCCAAUCCAAACUGAUUUCAUCUUGCAACUUCCUCAAGAUGAGCGAGGCAAAGUCAGUUACGAGGAAGUCGUCGGCGAGAACUUGGGAUUGAUCAUCGGCAAAAAAUUCAACACGCACAAAGAGUUGCAACGAAUCAUGGACUGUUCGUUCAAGGUUUGGGACGAGAAGAAAGCGGUGUCUUACCACGGGUUCCCGGAGAAGGUUAUCGAGGCUGUUUUGUUGGUGCAGGAGUUGUGUUAUUUAGGCCAAGCGACAAAAAGAGCGCGAGAAGAGGAAGGCGAUCCGCUACCGGUAAAACAACACAAUCAACAUCAACAUCAUCAGCAGCAACAGCAGCAACAACAACCACAACAACAAUCGCGACAACAGAACAAUAAAGAGGAAACCUACGAACCGAAGGAGGGCGAAAUCAUCGAAACGAUAGAAGCGCCGGGGAAAAUCGGUUUAGUCUUGGGCCGUAAAGGUGUCAACAUCACGCGCAUUCGAAGAGUGUCCAAUUGCAACGUCCAUGCGGACAACGAGACGCAAUCCAUUCGUAUCGUUGGCAUCCCAGAAAACGUACAAAAAUGCGUGGCGUUGAUCAACGAAACCAUCGAGAGAGGCAAUAAGAACAGAGCGGAGAAACAACAACAACAACAACAACAACAACAGCAACAAGGAGAAGCGCCAGCCGCCGCCGCGACUGAAGACGAGCCCAUAGCCGACGCGGAUGCCGACGCCCAGCAACAAGAGGAAGGCGGAGCGAUGGUCCCAGCAGCCGAAGAGCAACACCAACCGGCUGAAUUAGCCGACGCGGAUGCUGAAAACGCCGCCCCAGCUCCGGCGCCGACGACGACGGAGACCGAACAACAACAACAAGAAACUGACGCCGACUUCUCCAAAAUGACCGUCGCGCAACUCAAAGUUGAACUCGAGAAGAGGAACCUCCCGCAAGAUGGUCUCAAAGCGGCGCUCAUUCAGAGGCUCGAAGAAGCUGCUUGA